Messenger RNA from Podarcis lilfordi (Lilford's wall lizard), 4717 nucleotides. The record is from the annotation of a GenBank genome assembly. Lineage: Eukaryota; Metazoa; Chordata; Lepidosauria; Squamata; Lacertidae.
AUGCUCGGCUAUUACUAUGAAGGGCUCUGGAACUUCUGUAUAGCAGAAAAAUGUAUGAGUCUGCAUCGAGAUUGGGGUAAGUCUUUCUCUGGUGGCCAGUAUGCUAAACUCUCAACGAAUGUGGCUGGGCUGUUGUUACCAGAUCAAGGCCGGCUCACUGAUGAGGCAAGGCAAGGUGCCCACCUUGGGUGCAGAAGCAAAGAGGUGGCACCCACCUCGCCUCCACCUGCCACCCUGCCACUUCCAUCCCUGUACCAGAUACUGUUCCUGUGCUUUGGAGAGCAGCUUAAUCUAUAUGCAUCCAGAGUCCAUAACGCCCUGAGCCUGGCUUUGGCUGGGGAGGGCGGGAUAUAAAUAAAAUUUAUUAUUAUUAUUAUAUUAUUAUCUCUAGCCUGUGAAAAAGACAUUGCUUGUUAACUCAGAUGUGGCGAGCCUCUGGCCCUCCAGAUGUUGUGGACUCCAGCCAGCAUGGACAACGAUCAGGGAUGAUGAGAGUUGUGGCCCAUCAACAUCUGGAGAGCCACGGGUUCCCAUCCCGUGGGGGAACCCAGCCAGAUCUGUGCGGUAUAAAUAAUAAAUUAUUAUUUUGAAUUAUGGUGCUGGAGCAGACUCUUGAGGGUCCCAUGGACUACAAGAAGAUCAAACCUAUCCAUUCUGAAGGAAAUCAGCCCCGAGUGCUCACAGGAAGGACAGAUCCUGAAGCUGAGGCUCCAAUACUUUGGCCACAUCAUGAGAAGACCCCCUGGGAAAGACCCUGAUGCUGGGAAAGACUGAGGGUACAAGGAGAAGGGGACGACAGAGGAUGAGAUGGUUGGACAGUGUUCUCGAAGCUACAAACAUGAGUUUGCCCAAACUGCGGGAGGCAGUGGAAGACAGGAGUGCCUGGCGUGCUCUGGUCCAUGGGGUCAACAAGACCCUGAUGUUGGGAAAGAUUGAGGACACAAGGAGAAGGGGACGACAAUGGUUAAACAGUGUUCUCUAAGCUACCAACAUGAAUCUGACGAAACUGCGGGAGGCAGUGGAAAACAGGACUGCCUGGUGUGCUCUGGUCCAUUGAGUCCUGAAGAGUUGGACACGACUAAACAACUAAACAACAACAAAAGUUAUAACAAUACCAAAUACAUAUCCAUAUACAGAGAUUUCUCUACACAGGGGUAAUGGUAGAAGGCAAGCAUAUCUGAUCUUCCAGUAUUACUAAUUCACUGUUGCUUCUCUUUGCAGCGUACAAAGUGUUUGUUUUAGGAUUCCUGAACGUGGGAACAUUUUCUGGAUUCUUGUGCAACCUUCUUUCUCCACUCUUGUGGGUGUGUGGAAAGAAGGAGCAGAUACUGAAGGGCUACCUUCAACUCAACUUUCCUGUCAGGUACUGCAGAUACAGAACACCCCCCUCUCCAACUACUCCGAUUCUUUUAAUAUAGCCACGGGUCUUUAAGUAUCAAGAAUAUGAUACUUAAGAGCCACUAAGCUCAAACCAGAUCCAUAAAAUUGUUCCUGUUUUGCCCUGCACUGGAGGGCAGGACCCAAACCAAUGGCUUCAAGUUACAAGAAAGGAGAUUCCAGCUAAACACCAGGAAAAACUUUCUGACAGUAAGAGUGAAUGAAUGAAUUUACUUUAUUACGGUCAUAGACCAGCAUAAGAAAAACAUCUAAAUAAAUAGCAUAACAGUAUCAAUCUAAGCAAAUAAUUAUUAAAUAAAUGGGAGCAAGAACCAUACAUAGAUUUAAACAUAUACAUAGAAUCCUUAAUUAAGCAUAGAUAAUGAGUGAGUAAAAACUGAUAAGAAAAACUAAAAGAUCAGUCAACACAGCUAUAUGGGGUGGGCUUCAGAAGUGCGUGUCUAACAAUAUGGGCCUUCAGUUUAGGACUGAGUUGUAGCAUAGACCAUUCUUUGUCAGAUAUCUAUCAUGGCAAUCUGGAAACAGUGGCUCAUGUUCUCCUGUCCUGUCCCCUUUAUAAAGAUCUGGGGAAUGAGAUCAUCACCCCACUCUUACUUACCAUCCCAGGCCGCCCAUCUGCGGCCACAUUGUUCUUUCUUUCAUCAGAUCAAAAUGAUCAGACAACAGCGAAGGUUGCUAGGUUUAUCGAGGGUGCAAUGAGAUUAAAGGCCACUAUCUUGGGCAUUUGAUUGCCCUUUUUACCCAUUGCUGUCUUUUUAAUUGUAUAUAUUGCUUGUUUUAUAUUGCUAUGGCCAUUGGCUAAUGUGAAUAAAGUUUAUCUAUCAUCUAUCAUGGCAGCACAAAAUCUGGUGACUAAAUAUGUGUGUGAUGGCCUGGGAUUCGGACUCAGACGUGGAAUCUGAGGAAUCCCAGCCUGCACAGGAGUCCCUGCCUCCAGAACCAGCUGAGCCGGGGCUGGGGCCCGAGCCUGAAGGGUCCUCACCUGUGCUGGAUCCUCAGGUGCAGGCACCAGCUGAGUCUGCUCUGGCCCCUGAGGUGAUGGAGGGCCCAUUGCCUGCAGGUGCUUCACUCUCAGCCCCGUCAGGGGAAGAGGAGGUUGCCUCUGGGUCUGGUAACCCUCCAGCCUCUCCUGAGCUGCAGAGGCUCAGGGCAGAGAGGCAGAGGGAACUACGUUCCCGCUGGAGGAGUGCUCGCCUCCAGGCCAGGAGAGGCGAGUCACCUGCGGACCGGGGCCGCCCUAUGCCUCGGGGCAGAUAAAAGGCAGUCAGCCCCAGUCCCAGGUUGCAGGAGCAACGUGGUCGCUAGUCUGUUCCUGCCUGCACCCUGUCCUGCUCUUCUGCCAGAGUUCCUGACCCCACCUGACUCCCUGCCUUGGACCCAGCUGCAGCUUUGAUGGACAGCCUCCAUACCACACCAUUGACUUCGGACUGGACUCGGACCUUGCCUCUCAGUAGCUCCCAGGACCAGCACAAUGUGACUUCUAGGGUCUUGUCCUGUAGUAAUAGGGAGAUGUUGUGUUGUUCUGAAUGCCCAGGAAAUUUAUAUAAAAUGGGUUGGAUAAACCUAGUUCGAAUGUCUAUAUAAUACUGGCAAUGAAGGAGGGCAUGCUGCGUUGUUUCCGGCUGCCCUGACCCACAUGGGCAUUUCUUCUCCUCAUAUGGGAUCUUCCUAUAGCGGCUUUCCUGAACUGCUGAAGGGACGGCCUGACAAAGUGAAAGCCCUUCGUUGUUUUGGUAUUUCGAGAUUAGCUAUGUGUGGCAUUUGGGAAGUCAAGUAUCUUCUAGUUUCGCUAAUUUAAAUUUGGGGGGGACAGUAACAGGUGUUUGACAGUGGAACAGACUCCCUUGGGAAGUUGUGGACUCUCAUUCCCUGGAGGAUUUUAAGCAGAGGUUGGAUGGUUUUAGUUGAGAUUCCUGCAUUGCAGGAGUUUGGACUAAAUGGCUCUUGGGGUCCUUUCCAACUCUACAAUUCUACGAUGAGCCCACCAGGCUCAGUAUAGCUCAGUUACACUGUUAAAAACAAAUUGAUCAAAAGACCCAAGUGAAUAACAUCAACAGCUGUAAGAAUACCUUCUAAGCUAGAACCACAGAUCAAAAUGCACAUCGACAUGCCUGGGUAGGCUUCCCUAAGCAGAAAAGUUUUUAGGAGUCUGCUAAAUAUUUCUACCCAGCUUUUCAGGUGAGAUUGGCUCAACAGGGUGAGGUAGUGGGGGGGGGUAGGUAACAGUGCAUCUGACAGCUGGCUUUGGCAAGAGUCACUAUUGACAUGCUUCCGUUUGCUCGUUCCUAGUGGUUACUACGUUGAUUGGAAUGAGUGUGUACACAGGAAAAUACACUCGGAGUACACCUCUGGAAUACCGUGGGUGGUCCUUCAUCUUGGCCUGGUGUAGCUUCUCCCUUUACCUUGUUGCUGGUGAGUGCAACUAGCAGAAAUAGCCAGGAGACUGAGGUUUGCUUCCGUUCCAAUAGCAGGAGUUCCUCCCCACCCCACCCCCCAGCAUUGCAUCUGUUAUUGUUUUCUGGGAUGCUCGAUUGCUGUAUCCCAGGAGGAACCAACAUGGAGGCCUCCAUAGGUUGUGGACUUCAACUCCCAUCAUCCCUGAUGGUCUGGCAUGAUGCCUGGGUCUGAUGGGAGUUAUAGUCCAAAUCCUCUGGGUGGCACUACAACAGCUACUUCAGCUAUAAACAAACUUGGUUCUCUUAUUUGCUUGUUAUGUGGAGUCAUGGGAAAGGCAGCACAGGGAAAGAUAGAAACAGAUUAUGGUGGUAAGCAUAUCACUUGACGUCAACUGCGUUUACUUUGGAGUAAAUAUGCUGUGGAUGAGGCUGCCAAUUUAUUUUCUGUUAGAAGAACGGAAGAGAGAUCAGCGGCGAAACACCCACUGUGUAUGCAAAAUGUCCCAGAUUCAAUAGCCCCCAAUAGCUGCUUAUGUUGGGGGAGGGAAGAGAGAGAGUCUGCAUUUCCAAAAAUGGAAUAAAACAUGGCCCAGAUUUGAAUAAAAAUUACAUGUGUGAAUAUAUGGCAAGGGAGGGGGAAGGUAUGGUAAAAAGGAGUGUAAGAAAUCGAAUAAAUAAUAAUAGAUGCUUUCAUUUUUAAAGUAAUUUUUAUUGGUUUUCAUAGAUGUGCAACAAAAUGCAACUAGAUAACUAAGCUUAACAUAAUCUCCCCAGUGACCAGUUUUCAUGUCUUUAUAAUAUUUGUUCCUUUUUUAGCUUUCCUUCGGGUUUCUCCCUUGUUGUUCCAUCAGGGUUGUGUGGAUACCUCCAUCUUCCAGAAGUCAUCUCCUCCAACUGAAGUAUCAGCAAUUACCAACGGUCAC